AAAUGGUAUGAAUAUUGUCACGUUCACAACAGAUGCUUUAUGUGUGGUGUGCAGUUUAUAUAUCUAAAACAGAACGUUAAUUGGGAAAGAAUAGUUACUUGUUUAAUUACUCGAGGAAUAAGAAUAGACAUUUUGUUAUCUAAACAUUGAAUAUGUUAAUGAAAUUCUCAUGUGUACUUUUGGCUUUGAUUCUAAUUGAAAAUAAUUUUGCUUUAGCACGCGGUCAGUUGUAUUCCUAUAAUGAAGUAAGAUAUACUUUUAUGACAUCACUAAUCAAACAGUUAGGAGAUGGAUCUAACAUCACUGUUAGGGAAAUUGAAGGAUUUUAUUCCAUGAACGAUUUGUUAUGGGACAGGCUUUACAGAAAACCAGUGUUAGACUGUUUGGCAAAUAUGUCAUCUGGAAGUCCUCAAGAGCAAGAAAGUUGUCUUCUGGACAGGUGUUUAGACCCUACAGAUGUGUACAAGUUAUCCGGCCUUUCUAGCAACACAAGUGAUAAAGAGGUAUCCACCAUGUCAAUGAUAUUACUGCACCUUUUAGAAAGCAGAGUGUGUAAACAGAAUGUUGACAUUCAACAAGGUCGAGCUCAGCAACACGACGAACCACCAACAACAAUUGAAACCUGGGGAUACGGAAUUCUGUGUACAUCCGUCAUUGUACUGGCAGCUCUUGGAGGAUUCCUUGCUCUCCCAUUCGUUCAUGGUGUGAACUACAAGAAAGCGUUGAUAUUUAUGGUAGGGCUAGCUGUUGGGACACUUGCUGGUAGUAGUCUGCUCUUCCUUGCACCGGAGGCAUUGGAACUCACAGACCAAGAGAUGAACGAGCAUAAUUAUGUUUGGAAAUGUCUUGUAAUGGUGACAGCUAUAUAUUCAUUCUUCAUAAUAGAAAGAGUUUUGAAAAUGGUCACCGGCUGGAGAGAGCGAAAGAGAAGGAAACCAGUGGAAGAGACGGACAAUAGUAUAUCUUUUAUAUCAUUACCAGUGGAUUCGAAAAAUAGAGUUCCAAACUAUACAGACCUAGAUAACACGUCACGCGAUUCUGGUAUAGAUACCGUUGCAGAAACGACAGAUAAAGACAUUGCAAAUAGCACUGGUACAGAUAUUAAGACGGAAGUGACGGGUAUAUGUAACAAAGACCUAACGGAACAGGAUGGGAAGCACACUGCGCCAGUAGCUUGGAUGAUCUUAUUUGGCGAUGCUGUGCACAACUUUGUAGACGGCGUGUCCAUAGGAGCAGCAUUUACAGAAAGUGUUUUGGCUGGCGUAUCUGUCUCAGUUGCAGUUUUCUGUGAAGAACUGCCGCAUGAAUUAGGCAAGCUUAUUGUACACAUAAACCUCAUUCAGCCACAAGUAAAACUUUAUGUAUUUUCUUUUGCUAUAUCGCAAAACUUUCAUAAAAAGGAGAAACACUAAUCAGUGUUUGUGAUUUGUUAACAUAUACAACGUAUAGAUUUACUUG
This is a messenger RNA of Mercenaria mercenaria, 1458 nucleotides long. RefSeq names its product metal cation symporter ZIP14-like. NCBI's taxonomy places the organism in Eukaryota, Metazoa, Mollusca, Bivalvia, Venerida, Veneridae. Bases 153 to 1412 code for a protein of 419 amino acids. Gene Ontology annotation, biological process: intracellular zinc ion homeostasis; zinc ion import across plasma membrane. The transcript has 6 exons. Gene Ontology annotation, molecular function: zinc ion transmembrane transporter activity. Gene Ontology annotation, cellular component: membrane. The record is from RefSeq and is a predicted model, not a curated record.